AUGAAGAGACUACAAAGACUAAGCCAUUGGCAACCAACAUGGCACAACGGUAUUCGUCCCACUGAUACCGUCCGAGGGUCCCUACUCCUUAUACCCUCAGACUCAAAGAUUCGCAUCUCCAACUUUAUCAAGAUCUCAGACGUCCUCGCCGUUGAAACCCAGUGCCAACCCGGAGUCUGGACUCUUGAAGCCAAGAGUGUCGCUACCCUCUCCGAUCCUACUUCUAAUGAUGAGAUAGCCCCUGACGAUGCACCUGAACCUGGUCCACUCUUUUGA
Molecule: messenger RNA, 276 nt
Organism: Rhizoctonia solani
Lineage: Eukaryota; Fungi; Basidiomycota; Agaricomycetes; Cantharellales; Ceratobasidiaceae
Exons: 2
Coding region: 1-276 (91 amino acids)
Source: RefSeq, a predicted model, not a curated record